AUGGUGCGCCUACGAGAUAUUCCCCGGACGGCCACCUUUGCGUGGUCGCCCGGCUCCGGAAAACCCAUGGUCGUCACCGGAACAAAAGCCGGUGCCGUCGACGCCGAUUUCUCUGACGAGAGCAAGCUAGAAAUAUGGGAUCUUUCACUCGACAACCAAGACCAGGGCAUCGAACUCCAGCCCGUUGUCAGCAUCACCACAGACUCUAGGUUCUACGAUAUUGCCUGGGGACCUGCCGACGCCGAUCACCCCAAGGGCAUCAUUGCAGGUGCUCUGGAAAACGGCACCCUCGAACUAUGGGACGCCGAGAAGCUCGAGACUGGAGCGUCUGACGCCUCCAUCUCCAAGACGACGAAGCACACCGGUGCUAUCAAGGCAAUCCAGUUUAGCCCCCUCAAGCCCCAACUCUUGGCUACUGCCGGCGCCAAAGGCGAGCUGUUCAUCUACGACAUCGGCGACAUCGAAAACCCCUUUCGUCUGGGAAACGCAGCGGCUCGAUCCGAUGACAUCGACUGCUUGGCCUGGAACCGCAAAGUCUCCCACAUUCUCGCCACCGGAGGGCCUGGUGGCUUUGUGACUGUCUGGGAUCUGAAGACGAAGAAGGCAUCUUUGACCCUAAACAACAACCGCAAAGCGGUCAGCGCCAUCGCCUGGGACCCAACUAACUCAACGAAGCUGCUCACGGCAACCGCCGAUGACAACACUCCCGUCAUCUUCUUGUGGAACUUGCGCAACUCUAAUGCCCCAGAAAAGACUCUGCAGGGACACGAGCAGGGCGUCUUGUCACUGUCGUGGUGCCAACAAGAUCCUGACCUGCUACUUUCAUCAGGCAAGGACAACAAGACGAUUGUUUGGAACCCACAAACGGCAGAGCGCUAUGGUGAAUUACCCGAGGUUACCAACUGGACCUUCCAGACCCGAUUCCACCCUCACAACCCCAACCUCUCAGCUACCGCAAGCUUCGACGGCAAAAUCACUAUUCAAACGCUUCAAAACACAAACCCCGAUAAGUCGCAAGCUGUCAACGAAAAGCCCCUGGAUGAUGAGGAGUUCUUCAGGGCUGCCCAGACCCAGCCUCAGGGAGCCUCUUGGUCAUUGGCCAAGGCACCCAAGUGGCUUGAGCGACCUAUUGGUGCUUCGUUUGGCUUUGGUGGCAAACUCGUUAUUUUUAGGGUGUCAACUCAGGCUGGCCAGGAGCGCUCGUCCAAGUUGGCAAUCUCACAGUUUUCUGCAGAUUCAGAUGUCGCCUCCGCCGUCGAAAAAUUCCAAGAGGCUCUCAACUCCAAUGAUGUGGCCACCCUUUGCCAAGAGAAGAAAGACCAAGCCCAGACCGACGAGGAGAAGGCAGACUGGACAGUUAUCGAGACACUAGUGGGCGAAAAUCCUCGUCCCAAGAUUGUCGAGCAUCUUGGCUUCAAAGAAGAAGACCUAACAAACGGAGCGUCGGCUGAAGCACCUGAGGGACAGGAGGCGGAGGUGGCCACCAAAGAGGAGGAAUCUGUAGACGCAGAGGGCAAGUCCAGACGCCUUUCCAACAUCUUUGGUGAGGGCGAGGGCGAUGGCGAUGACUUUCUUUCUGGUCUGACUGCCAACAAAGGUGCCAAGACUGAUAAGCCCUUCCACCUCUUCAGCGACGGUGACACUUCUGUCGAGAAAGACAUCACAAGAGCUCUGAUGCUCGGCAAUUUUGCCAAGGCCACUGAUAUCUGCUUAAAGGAGAAUCGUAUUGCAGAUGCCUUCCUCAUUGCCAACUGUGGUGGUCAAGAGCUUGUCGAAAAGGUCCAAUCUACCUAUCUCUCUCGCAAGAAUGAUACCCCCAGCUACCUGCGUCUCAUCAGCUCCGUUGUCGAGAAGGACCUAUGGGAUAUCGUAUACAACGCAGAUCUUGAGAAUUGGAAGGAGACCAUGGCUAUCGUCUGCACUUUCUCGGAUCCAACUGAAUUCCCAGAUCUUUGUGAGGCUCUGGGAGACCGGAUCAACGAGCAGGGCCAACGCAAAGACGCCUCAUUCUGUUACCUUGUGGGUUCAAAACUUGAGAAGGUUGUUGCCAUCUGGGUGGAUGAGCUCAAUGAAUCAGAGCAAGCUGGAGUGAAGGAAGAAUCUGGCAGUUCUACCUUUUCAGUGCACACUCGAUCUCUGCAGAGCUUCAUUGAAAAGGUGACCGUCUUCCGCCACGUCGCCAAAUUCCAGGACAAAGAGUUGGCACAGACAGCCGAUUGGAAGCUGGCGACUCUAUAUGACAAGUACACUGAAUACGCAGAGAUUCUCUCCGGCCAGGGUAAAUUGGAAGUUGCUCAGAAAUAUCUGGAUUUGCUGCCCGCCACUUAUCCGGCUGCCGAGCUGACCAGGAGCCGAGUGAAGCAGGCCACGCAAAAGAAGCCUGCCGCUGCACCGGUUUCAGCAGCUCGCCGAACGCCAUCAAUCCCUUCCGCAGGAAAGCAGCCGUCUGUGGUGGGCUACCAGCCUCCCCAACCUGCCCCUAUUCAAGCUCCCGUGAACCCAUACGGUGGGCUGCAACAGACUUCACCAUCAGUCUCCACAGCUCAACAGUACAAGCCACCAGUUAACCCCUAUCAACCACAAGGCUAUCAGCCCCAGGGAUACCAACCCCAGGGCUACCAGCCUCAGAAUCAGUUUGGAUUUACCGGAGCGCCAAUUGCACCACCACCUAUCAGCGGGCCCCCGAGGAACACGACGCCAUCAGCAGGCCCUCCGCCAUCCAAGUCCAAGAAUAUGGAGAACUGGAACGAUGUCCCUAUGGUGACGAAGGUUGCGCCGCGAAGGUCAACGCCCGGCGUAACGCCCAUUGCAUCGCCUUUCGGAGCUCAACAGGGCCAAGGACUACCUCCCCCUCCUCCGUCAGCAACAUCGCCUUAUGGGCCCGGUGCUAGGGCUAGUCCUCCUCCACCACCCAAGGGACCAGCUCCUCCUCGAGUACAGUCCCCAUUAGCCGGACCUCCGGUUACUGGACCACCUCGAACCUCUUCUGCGGCGGCCAACCAAUAUGCUCCGCCAACCCCCAUAGCCGGAGCUAUCCCAACUCACGCGGCUCCUCCGGUUAUGCCACGCACAGCUUCGCCUUAUAACGCUCCUCCUGCCGGACCCCCUGUUUCCAAUAGGUACGCGCCAGUGACGGCAUCUCAGCAGCAGCCGGGACAGUAUUCCGGCUCUGUGCCGCCACCUCCCGGCCCGGGAAGCAGGCCUCCGCCGCCUGCGAACCCCUAUGCGCCACCAGUUCAACAGCAGCCGGCAUCGCCCAGUCCAUAUGCCCCAUCCCCAUAUGCUCCCGCGCCUGGACAGGUACCAGCCAGUCAGCCACCGCCAACAGGACCUCCUCCGAUGGGUCGUCCUGGUCCUCCGCCUUCGACGGCAUCUGCUCCUCCGCCACAGCAGGCCGCACCACCCCCAGCAGCCAAGUACCCUCCCGGUGAUCGGUCGCACAUCCCAGCCCACGCCCAGGUGCUGGUGGAUAUCCUGAGCCAAGACAUGCAGCGGGUAGCAUCCAAAGCACCCCCGACAUUUGCCCCUCAGGUUAAGGAUACGCAGAAGCGUCUGAACAUUUUGUUCGAUCACCUGAACAAUGAGGAGCUUGUCCAACCGUCAACGAUUGAGCAGCUCUCACAACUAGCCCUCGCCAUUCAAACCAGGGACUACGCUACGGCCCAGAGGCUGCAGCUGGAGAUUAACCGGGAUAAGACUGAAGAGUGUGGUAACUGGAUGGUUGGAGUUAAGCGACUUAUCAGCAUGAGCAAGGCAACUCCUUGA
Messenger RNA from Trichoderma aggressivum f. europaeum, 3765 nucleotides. RefSeq lists its product as uncharacterized. Bases 1 to 3765 code for a protein of 1254 amino acids. NCBI's taxonomy places the organism in Eukaryota, Fungi, Ascomycota, Sordariomycetes, Hypocreales, Hypocreaceae. The transcript is spliced from 3 exons. The record is from RefSeq and is a predicted model, not a curated record. Gene Ontology annotation, cellular component: COPII vesicle coat; endoplasmic reticulum exit site. Gene Ontology annotation, molecular function: protein binding; structural molecule activity. Gene Ontology annotation, biological process: endoplasmic reticulum to Golgi vesicle-mediated transport; intracellular protein transport; COPII-coated vesicle cargo loading.